AUUUUGAUUUCAUAGGAGUGACACCUGCUGUUGUAUUCUCUCCUCAAAACGACACCGUUUUUACUGCCAGCAGUGCAUUGGCGAGCCUUCUCCGAAUCUCCGAUGAUGAACCCAACGUCCGCAAAAUGAUUCGGUCAGUUUUUUAUUCUUCUUUUUCCGAUGUUCUGCCUUAAUUUUGAUUGAAUCUGUCUCAUUUAUCAUUAUUGGUUCUGGUUUGGGUUUCAGCUUCUUUCAAUUUUUCCAGAUUUUGAUUUGUUAGGGUUUUACUUUGAUCUGUUUUUCAGUGACUGAUCAAAAGCAUUAUAAUUAUAGAUGUAGAACUUCUAGUUCAAUGCAGUUUUGUUUCGAAAUUAUAAUCAUUAUAUUGAGCAACUUGAAUGAGUUUGUGGUGCUUGAUGUGUGGCCCUAGGUUUUCUUUUCUCUGUUUGUGUUGGGGAGAACUAAUGUAGGUAAUUUUGAGACUUGAAGGCGGUUUAGUGCAGCUGUAGCUUCUAAUGAAGAUUUUCUCGGGAAAAUUUAUGUAAAGAAGAGGAAGUAGUGGGUCAAUGAUGUCCUCUGCAGUAAAGUCUGGAGCAUUGGUUUCUUUGCAAGACCUACAACCAUCUUCUCCAUUCUUUAAGCAAGGAGCUUCACUUAGAGUUACUGGAAAGCUACAAGAGUACUCUGUUGAGACAGCUAUAGCCAUAGUUAUUGAUGGAAGUGCCAACCUGAAGAUCAACACCCAGCAUCUGAGGGACCUUACAUUUCGAGCUGGCUCCAUUUAUCAAUUCAUAGGUGAACUCCUCAUUCAACCCGAUAAUGAGGCAAUCUUACAAGCAAGAGUGGGUAGGAAUGUCGAUGGCAUCGACCUCAACCUCUAUCACCAGUCUCUGCAGCUGGUGAGACAGUUUCAGGCAGACCACAUGAAUGACCAAGCAGCUUAGUCCAGUUUCCCCCAGAGGCUCGGCAGGAGAAUUUUCACAAAGAAAGGUAUCAAACUAAACUAACUGCAACUUUUAUACUCUACAUGCUAAAACUGGAUGGUGUUUCAUUCAUUCAUCUUUGUACCCAAUUGCUGUGACUUGUCGUCUAUGCUGUGAACUGUUUUUUCAGAUGAAAUUUUAACAAAUAUUCAUCAAAAUUCAUGCC
Molecule: messenger RNA, 1128 nt
Organism: Vitis vinifera (wine grape)
Lineage: Eukaryota; Viridiplantae; Streptophyta; Magnoliopsida; Vitales; Vitaceae
Product: CST complex subunit TEN1
Exons: 4
Coding region: 546-923 (125 amino acids)
Biological process (GO): negative regulation of telomere maintenance via telomerase
Cellular component (GO): CST complex
Molecular function (GO): telomerase inhibitor activity; single-stranded DNA binding; telomeric repeat DNA binding
Source: RefSeq, a predicted model, not a curated record